GGUGGUGAGGAGUCACGUGCUAAGAACAGGUGCGUCUGCACUGACUUUAUUGCUGUGARUGUGCCUGAGCAUCAAGUUGUUUCUGAGUCUGCCUCUCGUUCCUGAGUGUGUUUGUACACGUGAAAAAAGACUGACAGUUCAGCUGAUUAAACCCUUCAAAAAAACGUGUUUUUAUGUGGUACAAUUCGCUCUGCGCCUCCUGAAAUCCCACCCCUGCGCGCGUGCGCCAGUUUGCGGUCAGCCCGUUCGUGUGCGCGUGAGCGCGAACCUGCGCGAGCUCGAUGAGCGGCGGCGACGACGACAGGAGGAGGAAGACAGGCAGACAGUUGUCGUGGCUCCGAGUCGGCCCGGAUGGCACCGAGGUCCCGCUGACCCGCAGAGCACAGGACAAGUGGCGCCUCGGCGGGUGGGCGGUGGGGCUGUGCGUGAAGCUGAAGGAGGUCAGGAUGGACGGGAAGGGCACCCUGAAGAUGUUCACCAGGAAGAAGCGCGAGCUGAUCAAGACGCCGUCCAUCUCGAAGAAGAGCCGAGCAGGAAGCCCUGGGCCGCAGAGCAGCGCUCCGUCUGCAGCGCACAGUCGGAGCAUGUUGAAACGUGGAGGCAAAAGUAGCUACAACCCUUACUCGACGGGUCAGAGAGUUAAGAAAGAGGCCAAAGAGAAGGACAGGCUGGACAUACUGCCCAACAAACACACCGUGUGGCUCAAACAGCUGUCCAUUCUCCARGAGCAGCCUCGGAAAGAUGCUGGCGAUGCCGUUCUCUCCUCCUCACCUUUGUCSUCCUCUUCUUCUUCUUCAACUCUCACCACGACCUCAGCCAGCCUCCAGGACCCGUUGGCGUCGUGCCCGGGCACACCCAGCGCCCAGCACAGCAAGCUGGCGGCGAUGCAGGUGGUGGGCUGCGCGUCUCCCGUGGGCACCCUGAAACGACCCACCGCCCUGAGCCGGCACGCGAGCGCUGCAGGGUUCGCUCUCCCAUCAUGGGUCCACACAAAAGGUCAAGGGAAGGGGGCCUUGACGCCCUCUCCCCAGUCUGAGAGUCCAGAGAGCACKGUCAUUGAGGUGGAGGACAUUCCAGCCCUGCUGAGGGAUGUCGCGCGCUUCGCAGAGGCAGUGGAGAAGCUUAAGGAUGUUGUGCUGACUGAGGGAAAGGAGAGCCAGCGCCCUGUAGCACACGAGUGUUUGGGAGAGGUGCUGCGGGUUCUGCGUCARGUCAUCAACACAUACCCUCUGCUCAACACUGUGGAGAUCCUCACUGCUGCUGGGAAACUCAUAUCUAAGGUCAAAGGUUUCCACUAUGAGGCGUGUAAUGAAACAGACAAGAAGGACUUUGAGAAGGCGAUUGAAACUAUUGCUGUUGCUUUUAGUGGCAAUGUGUCUGAACUAUUGAUGGGAGAAGUGGACAGCAGCACCCUGCUCUCCCUGCUGCCCACUGAGAAGAGCAGAUCAAUGGAGAACCUWUAUGCUGCGACGAGCCAGGGAGCAGAGGGGGGACACUUCAGGAGUGACCUGCAGGAUAUGGGCAGAGUUGAGGAAGUGGAUGUGAUGCUGCAGCGCAGCGAGGGUGGGGUGGACUCUGCUCUGCUCUAUGCCAAGACCAUUUCCAAGUACAUGAAGGACCUCAUGAGUUACGUGGAAAAGAGAACUUCACUGGAGGCUGAGUUCUCCAAAGGACUCCAGAGGCUUUAUCACUCCUGCAAGCACAGCAUAACACAUCCCCACAUGCCGCUGUUCUCCAUCUACUCUCUUGCUCUGGAGCAGGAUCAGGAGCAGAGUGUGGGUCUGCAGCAGGCCAACACUACCCUGCACACCCAGACCUUCAUCCAGCCUCUGAUGCAGCGCAAACAGGAGCACGAGAAGAAGCGGAAGGAGAUCAAGGAGCUGUGGAUUCGAGCAAAGAGAAAACUGAUGGAGUGUGAGACAAACCUGCGAAAAGCCAAGCAGAUUUACAUGGCCCGCUGCGAGGAGUACGAGAAGGCCAAAACGGCAGCCUGCCGGGCGGAGGAGGAGGGAGGUGGAUCAACGGCAAAAUCUCUGGAGAAGAAAAAACGAGUGGAAGAAGAAGCUCGCAACAAGGCAGAUGAGGCGGAGGCCACCUACCGUACUUGUAUAGCUGAUGCCACCACUCAGCAGCUGGAGCUGGAGCACACAAAGGUCACGGUGCUGAGGCAGCUGCAGGACGUCAUCAAGCAGAGCGACCAGACGCUCCGCUCGGCGACCAUCUCCUACUAUCAGCUCAUGCACAUGCAGACGGUGGCACUGCCGGUCCAUUACCAGACUCUGUGUGAGAGCAGCAAACUGUACGACCCCGGCCAGCAGUACGCUGCCCACGUGCGAGACCUGCAGCUCCCCGAGCAGCCCAGCAUCCAAUACAUGUUUGAGGCAUACUCCCCUUCCAAUUCAUCACAACACGGCCACAGACCCAGAAAUGACAGCUUCAACACCGACCCAAACACAAGCCACACAGACUCUCCUGCCUCCAGUAUGGACUCAGCAGCUGCAGAAUCAGAGGCUCACCGCAAACGACAAGGCCACAAGUCAUGGGGUUCAACAGUGAGCAACGACAGUGUUGGAGCAGAGGAAGGUUUGGAUUCUCCCACCACCAGCACAGGCGACAUCCCUAAAAUUGCUCGAACAUCGUCAACUGGAACCAUGUCGUCUGAUGAGGAAGCCGAUGAGAAAGACAGAAACAUGGCUUCAUUUGAAACUCCGAAUAUUAACGGCAUGGAUCCAGACGUGGUAGUUUCCGCCAGACCAUUUCGAAACAUCGGCUUAUCCAAAGCAGCUCAGACUCACCGGCUGAGGAAGCUUCGAACUCCUGCCAAAUGCCGCGAAUGUGACAGUUAUGUUUACUUCCAGGGAGCUGAGUGCGAGGAGUGUUUCCUGGCGUGUCACAAGCGCUGUCUGGAAACUCUUGCCAUCCAAUGUGGUCACAAGAAGCUGCAGGGUCGCCUGCAGCUGUUCGGCAGGGACUUCUCUCAGGUUGCCAGCUGUGCCAGUGAYGGCAUCCCCUUUAUCAUCACCAAGUGCAUCUCCGAAAUAGAGAGACGUGCACUCAAAAUGAAGGGGAUCUACAGGGUGAACGGAGUAAAGACUCGUGUGGAGAAACUUUGUCAGGCCUUUGAGAACGGGAAGGAACUGGUGGAGCUGUCUCAGUGUUCGCCACAUGACAUCAGCAACGUCCUUAAGCUGUAUCUCAGACAGCUGCCUGAGCCCAUCAUGCCUUUCCGUCUGUACAACAGACUGAUGGGUUUGGCAAAGGAGAGUCUUCAGGGAGAGGAGACAGAGUCCAGUGCUACUAAUCCAGCUGUGGUCAGGGGCCCAGAGCUGGUGAACCUAGGGUCUAACACUGACCCAGAGAUCCUGGUCUUAGUGGACAGUCUGAAGGAGGUCCUUAAGGAACUUCCCAAGGCUAACUUCUCUACGCUUCGCUACAUCGUUCGCCACCUUCGAAGGAUUGCAGAGCUGGAGGAAGACAACAAGAUGAGUCCCAGUAACUUGGGGAUUGUGUUUGGGCCCUCUUUAAUGCGGCCUCGUCCAACCGGGGCCACGAUAUCCCUGUCGUCUUUGGUUGAUUACCCCCAUCAGGCUCGUAUUGUGGAGGCCCUAAUCGUCUUCUACUCAUCCAUCUUCCAGUCCAAAACUUCUCAAUCCAACAAAACGUCUCGCUCUGCUUCUACCUCCACUCAGCAGGAAAGUACAGCACAAGAGAAGACGGGGAGUGUUGUAGACAGAGAGGAGCAGACCAAACCAGACUCUGACAAGCAGGAGGAGGGAUGUGAAAGUUCUUUGGGCUCACUGGGCUCCAGCGAGCAGCUCCCCGACUCUGACUCAGAGCUAGAGGAAGUGGGCCAGAGACCCCGAAGUCUGAUGAAGCAGGAAAGUGAGGUGAGCAUGGAUGAAGACCAGCUAAGCUACAGGGACAGCCUGGACCUGUCCACCCACACUGACCUGGAGCAGRAUCCCGACAACCUAGAGGCAGGGGGGCCGCCCGCUCUGCCGGACAGCGGGCUUCCUGAUGACGAGGCAGAGCAGGAAGUGACCACCUCUCUGGCAGAGCUCAGUGUAAACCAGUCCAACAACAAUAAUAAUAAAACCUACUCUCCUGCACCGAACCUGUCAGAACUCCCACUGACCUGUCUGUGUGGGAAGAAUUUACCCCUGACAAGAAACCGGGACAUGGAGCCUGAGUUUGUCUAAUGUCACAGUCAAAAUCCAUACGUGGAAGUGUCUGAUGGGACUGAACGUGGUUUUGUUUGAAAUCUAAAAGCCAAAAUUUAUAUUUUUUGUACAUCAAGACUGAACAUUGAAACGUCUGCACUCAUUGCUUUUUGAUGCAUUUAACCUUAAAGGGUUAYGCUUUAAUGAUUUAUUUUUUUAUUUCCUAUAAGUUAGUGGUUCCACCUGUCGCAUCGUGUAAACUUUAAGCAGAUUUAUUUUUAAGUGCUGCUGGUUUUAUAUCAGCCUGGUAUUUUUUUCAGUUUAGCAGUCUGUCACCUGUACUUCCUUAUGAAUGUUGGAACUAUUUUAAUAAAUUCUCUCAAGUUUAAAAUUG
Molecule: messenger RNA, 4554 nt
Organism: Austrofundulus limnaeus
Lineage: Eukaryota; Metazoa; Chordata; Actinopteri; Cyprinodontiformes; Rivulidae
Gene: arhgap45b
Product: Rho GTPase activating protein 45b
Exons: 25
Coding region: 282-4199 (1305 amino acids)
Biological process (GO): signal transduction; activation of GTPase activity
Cellular component (GO): membrane
Molecular function (GO): GTPase activator activity
Source: RefSeq, a predicted model, not a curated record